AUGACUAGCACAGAAGUCCAACAACAAAACACCACUCAGUUUCAGAUCAGACGGGCCGUUCCUCCUAAUCACCGCCAUCCAGGUUUCUCCAUUGUUGCCCAUGUGAGCAUUGAAGUCCCCCAGGAGAACUAUAUAGUCCCUGGUUGGCGCCCUUUCCAGGACGCCAGCCAGAGACUCCCUCUCGUUCACCGGGGACAACUCCAACACAACGCCACUCAGCUGUGGCUUGUGAGUAACCCCACACCCGCCCGGCGCCUCCCACCCUGGGCAACUCCGGAAAAGGCGAGAGUCCAGCCCCUCUCCAGGAGUGUGGUUUCAGAACCAGAGCUAUAUGUAGUUGGAAUUUGUUGCAAAUAUUAUCUCAGUAUUAAUGAUCAUUUAUGCAUGGAACUUAAAUCAUUUAUCAACAGGUCUGAUGAUUUCGGUAAUGAAUCAGCAAAUGUAUCUGGCAUGACAGCAGUUACAACUUCAUAUUUAUUGUGUAUUUUUGUUGGCUGUUUAUCAGUUCUUAUAAUAUGUGGAAACCUUCUUGUAAUAAUCUCCAUCAUUUACUUCCAACAGCUCCACACUCCUACAAACUAUCUGAUCCUCUCUCUGGCUGUGGCUGACCUGCUUGUUGGGGUUUUAGUUUUACCUUUUAGUGUUACACUGGCUGUAUGCUCAUGUUGUUAUUUUGACUUACUCUGUAAGGUACGAGGCAUCUUGGACAUGUUUCUGUGCACAUGUUCUAUUUUGAAUUUAUGUUGUAUAUCUGUUGACAGAUAUUACGCAGUGUGUCAGCCUCUGAGGUACAGAAGUAAAAUAAAUGUCCAUGUUAUUGUGAUCAUGAUCCUGGUGAGCUGGACUGUUUCUGCAAUAUUUGGAAUUGGAAACAUGAUUCAGGGAAUGAACCAAGGCCAAUCUAACAGGUGUGGUUUAUUUCAACAUACAAUAAAGCGUACUGCAUUUAUGGGAACAAUUUUUACCUUUUACCUCUCAGCUAUCGUAAUGUUCUCCAUCUACCUAAAGAUUUUUAUGGUGGCGCAGAGACAGGCACGCAGCAUCCAGAACACAACCUGUCAAAACAAAAAGUCUGGAGCAACUGUCAGCAAGAUGGAGAAAAAGGCCACUAAAACUCUGGCUAUUGUGAUGGGAAUAUUUCUAAUCUGUUGGACUCCUUUCUUUCUUUGUAUCUCCUCUUACCUUCUGAACAAUGACACAAUACCAAUUCCUGUGAUUAACCUUUUAAAGUGGUUUGGAUGGUCAAAUUCAAUGCUCAAUCCAUUUGUCUGUGGUUUCUUUUACACCUGGUUUCGAAAAGCUUUCAGAAUGAUCAUUUCUGGCAAAAUAUUUCAAGGUGAUUUUACUAAGUAUAAGCUCCUUUGA
Molecule: messenger RNA, 1365 nt
Organism: Sebastes umbrosus (honeycomb rockfish)
Lineage: Eukaryota; Metazoa; Chordata; Actinopteri; Perciformes; Sebastidae
Product: trace amine-associated receptor 1-like
Exons: 2
Coding region: 1-1365 (454 amino acids)
Biological process (GO): G protein-coupled receptor signaling pathway
Cellular component (GO): membrane
Molecular function (GO): trace-amine receptor activity
Source: RefSeq, a predicted model, not a curated record